Molecule: messenger RNA, 12803 nt
Organism: Malaya genurostris
Lineage: Eukaryota; Metazoa; Arthropoda; Insecta; Diptera; Culicidae
Gene: cic
Product: putative transcription factor capicua
Exons: 21
Coding region: 1746-10886 (3046 amino acids)
Biological process (GO): regulation of transcription by RNA polymerase II
Cellular component (GO): nucleus
Molecular function (GO): RNA polymerase II transcription regulatory region sequence-specific DNA binding; DNA-binding transcription factor activity, RNA polymerase II-specific
Source: RefSeq, a predicted model, not a curated record
AAGCAACCAUAAAGAUAGAGGUGUCGAACAUGUUCGGACGGGUUCGUCGCGAAGUCGAGAUUCACAGUGCAGAACAGUCAAAAGAAAAGGAAAAAAAGUUGCCUAUUUUCUUCUUGUGACAAUCCAGCAGUAAUAUUCAUCGCGAAUAGAUCACCGGGCACGACCAGACUCGGUUGGAAACGUUCGUUCUUUCCCGUUCGCUCUCUGAUGAAUAAACGGCCCGUAGCAACACGCAACAUUUGUCUGUGUUAGUAUUUUUUCUGACAGUUUGAACCGAUGUAGUAGUUUUCACAGGGAGUUUUUUCCAACUCACCAACAUUUCCAAACACUCAGCAGUAAGCAGAAAGAAAGCAAAGGCGAAGAAUAACAACACUACGGAUGCGUAGCAGCAGUUGGUUCCAGAAUGUGAUACACAUUCAUUUACGUGCCGAAAUUCGAGUAUUUAUCUUCGAACUAUUGUCACUGCAAUUUUGUUUGCAUGCUGCCUUAAGUAAUCAAACAACUUUUCACAUUCGUGGGUUAGAUAGAACCCGCUGAGACCAGAAGAGCGAGGGAGAAAAGGUGAACAAAAGAAGUUGCGACGGAGUUGUCAUAAAGACAGAAGAGAAGCAAAGAAAAAAAAACACACGGCGAUCAAGUGUAAGGAAAAUUGUGUAACUGUGUGCAUCCCAGCCAGCAUCCCGGAGCCCGUUGUAGUUGGAACAAGUGACAAAAGAAUUGGAAAUAUAAAAAAAAACGAAGCAAUAAAACGGUUCCAGACUCGCGCGCGGCACGUCGCAGCCAUGGGAGCACGAGUACGGUACGAUAUUAGUAGUAGAAGUCAAGAGCAAAGUGCGAGCCAUCCGAAAGCAUAGCAUAGAGGAACAUUUUAUUGCAUAAACAUACGAGAACCGGACUGGUCCGACAGAAAACAAAAAAAAAUACGUAGCAAAACCUCUGCAAUUUCAUUCCAGUUGUCCACCGACAACCAGAUUGAGAUAGUAUCUCAGAACGGCAGAGCGAGCGUGUGUGUGUGUUUGUGUUGGUAACGGUGUGGCAUUUUAGUGAAAGAAAAAUUCUGACUUUGACGUUCGUAUCUUCAUGUCGGUCGUGAGGAAUUUUUGCACCUCCAGCAGCAGCAGUAACAGUCUAGGAUCAAACUAUAGCAAUUGUGCAGCAGACAAAAAAAAAGAGUUCAAAUAAUUGUGUGAAAAACAAGUGAAACUCUGAAAAAGGCAUAUGCUCUGAUGGUUCUACAUUGUAGUGAAAUAUAUGUGCAGCUUACUUCACAAUAGAGGAAAAGGAAGCAUUUAGAUCCAGCGCAGCAGCAGUAGUGGGGGUAGCGGCGACGACGGGAAGUGUACCGAGAUUGAUAAUGGUGUAAUAAGGUUGAUCAAACUGGGCUGUUACCAGCGAAUAAACCGACAUCAGCAGCUCAACGGGUUUGGUAUUUUUGGGACUCCGUGUUCGAGUAUUUUUUUUUGUUUCCUUUCGUUGAAUCGAUGCCAGAACGCGGCUGAUAAAGUAAAGUGCAAAAGAGCAAAGAUUCGCGUACGUCUCCCCCUCACCUAGAGGGGCAGUCGAAAUCGAAGAAUGGAAAAUUUACGUCCAGUUGUGAAGCGUUGUGCCGCUUUCGUUACGUUAUAUUGUGAACGAUAGUGAUAGUGUGAAGCAAACCCGGGGAGGGAAAGAAAAACCGAGAAAGAAGAAGAAAAAAAAAGAAGAAAAAAAAAACAGCAAAUCUUAUCAUCGUUUCGAAGUGUAAUAUGCAUGUAUCAACACAUUCAACAAGCACGAGCUACAGUAACAACAAUAGUAACAACGGUAACAGUCAGACCAGCAACAACAACAACAACAGUAGCAGCAGCGGCAACGAACGAAGCGUGAAUUUGGCAAAUACCACAGGCUCCGGUUCCGUACAACCGACAUCCGCCAGUUCGGACAGUCAGUACCACCUUCACCGGCGACAGACAGCGGCCAGCAAGACAAAUUCCAGUGACGGCGGUGAUGUUCAAGGUCACUACCAUCAUCAUCAGCAGCAGCAACAGCAGCAGCAGGACCAAAAGCAGCCCCAACAACAUCAUCAUGGUGCAAUCGUAACUACAGAAUGUGAUACUGAGGCAGAGAUUCCGGCCUCUGUGAUCAGCAGUGUUGGCACGGUAAACUACCAACAACCGGCGGGCGCAGUUCGGCAGCUGUACGUUGUGGCACCGGUCGGUUAUGCCGGCGACGCCAGCAUCAACCUCACCGCAACAGCCAGCAGCGAUGUGAAAGGUCAACCCUUCGGCAGUGCUAGUGAAUGUGCCAAUCAUCAUCAUCAUCACCCUAGUGGCAGCAGCGCCCAGCAACAGCACCGGCAGGAUACAACCCGUAGCAUCUACGGCCUCGGCAACAAGAUGAUAUCGCAAUCCUCGACUGUUCAAAAUUCAGCAGCAUCGGCGGUGGCGGCAGCGGCGGCGGCGGCGGCAGCAGAAACGACUGCAGCCUCGGUGGCUGCAGCCGCCGCAGUCUCAUCAGCUAACACUAGCAAUGGAAGUACAAAUCAACCUCGCCAGCAUCCGAAGAAACGGAAGUUUGAUCUGGCCGAGCUCGAGGAAAUUGAAUCCCACCGGGGCAGUGCAGGUGGCACAGGGCCACCACCGACGGACACGGGCGGCGGUGGUGGAACGCCACUAAUCAACGGGAGCAAUACUAGCAACAGUACUGUAAAUAACAAUAAUAGUAAUAAUAGUAACGUUAGCAUAAGCAACGAGCAUGCAAGCAUGAACGAGACUAACACCUCGAGCAGCAGCCACACGGAACUUCCAAACAGCAGGCCACCAUCGGCAUCGGCGUCACCUUCGCUGGCCAGCAGCAAUAGUAGCAACACCUUAGGUGCAAUAAUAACGGUCACCUCGGUGACACCACAUCACCACGUGCCGAUGGACGAAGUCAGUAGCUGUAGCAGCCCCAGUAGCAACAACGGCACUAUCACUGGAUCGAGGUCACACCCGCAACAUUACGGAAUGAUUGGGGUAGGAGGGGGCAGUAUGCAGCAGCAGCAGCAACAGCAGCAGCAACAACAACAACAUAGGCAUCUUUUACUUUCGGCGGAUUUGGCACGGCCUCAACAGCAUCAUCAGCAACAGCAAUCACAAACGGUUCGGAUGCAACAAACUGUGGAUGGUUAUUAUACAAAUAAAAAAAUCUACACCAACGUAUCUUACGGAUCUCCUAUUAACAACUACAAACAGGCAGUCACACCACCAACCACAUUGGUCCAGUCGGUACAACAUCAAAUGUUGCACCUGACGGCGCCUGUUUCGUCGUCAGUACCGCAACUGCAGCAGCAGCAGCAACAGAACCACACGACAGCUCCUCCGGUGAGCAAUGCUGCUUCUUCGGAGAUCGAGUCGCAUCACUGCAACAAUGCACCACUACCACCACAACCACAGCAACCCGCGAGUACCGGGGGACUUGUCAGUACAUCCACUACCUCGAACAGCACGACGCUGCUACCGUCGACCGCGGUCGCGUCAUCUUCGGCAUUGACGGCUAGUGCCGCCCCAUCAAGUCUCAUCGAUCUGAGUGACUGGUCCAACCACUGUCGGGUGUUGGCGAAACGGAAAGAUUUCUACGAGUCCGGUGUGAUACGGGCUAGCUCUUCACCGAGUACGGUGGUGGUGCAGUUCGACUUCCCCGAAGGCAGUCAGCAGGUGUACGGUGACGUUUUUGGCGCUGGCCGCUACGACAUUAUCGAUGAUGCCUGCCCGUCGGCGGCCGAUGUGGUACCCGGCUGUCGGGUCUGUGUCAGGGCACAAACCGUUCCGCCACAUCCGGCUGGUAACGUUUUUGUGGAAGCCGUCGUUAAGGAGAUACAGAACAAUACCAAGCACUUUUCCGUUCAACUGAUAGGACCGGCAAGUAAUGCCCAAGAACCUUCACAGAUUAAACUGGUGAAAAGAGUGGACAUCCGAUUGCUGAAACCUCCAUGGUGGGAUGAACUGGAAGAAAUGGUGGAAGCAGUGGAAGGCGCCCGAAACAGGAACCAACCGGUCCCGGUAAGUAAGUCUGCCCCCACAAGCUACCACAAUUCGGACGCAUUGGGGACGAUUUCGUCGGCUCCAACGAAUGCCAUCAUGUACAGUCAGAACAGUAUUCCCGGAGGCAUCGGAGGAAAUGUACAGUAUAAAACAAUCAGCAUUACGCAAGGUCGCGGAGUAGCCGCGACAAAUGCUGCUACGUCCCGUUACGACUCAGGACAGCUACUACAGCAACAGCAGUCACCUGUGCCAUUACAAAUGCAACAAAUACUUCCGACGUUACACGCCAACGAGGAACACUACCGGACGGCUGCUACUUCGCCUUUCCAAACGACUCAACUGACAACCGGAGGCAGCAGUAGCAAUGCGGAUGGUCAACCAACAACAACACUGAUGGCAAGUAAUCACUACCAAGCAGCACAUCAUCUAGCCCAUCAACAACAACAACAACAACCGCAAUCGCAUGCAAGUAACGAACUGAUGGCGCCCAGUACCUCCAAUACAGUAUUAACCUCUGGUGGCAGUCCAGACGAUUUGCGUAGCACAAAUCGACCGUACAACUAUGACUACGAAAGUGAUGACGAACUACGACGAGAGGAUAUAAGUUUUCCGAUGGAUGGAGAAAACGAAAAAUACUCAGGAAGCAGCAAGCGCAGUAGCAUGCAAAGCCGAGGCAGCACAUCCAGCCUGCUCGAUCAGCGCAGCACUCCUAGAUCUCAACCAGCAACUCCAAGAUCUCAAGCGGCAACGCCCCAUCGCUUCAAGAAGGGCGAUGUCGUAUGCACUCCGAGCGGUAUAAGGAAAAAGUUCAACGGCAAACAGUGGCGGCGGUUGUGUUCGAACGAAACCUGCUCGAAAGAAUCUCAAAGGCGUGGCUACUGCUCGCGACAUCUCAGCCAGAAGGGCAACGCGCUACGGGCAUCCACCAGCUCAACUGCCAACCAUUUCAAUAGUAGUCGCUCCAGUAGUAAAACACAACUGGACGAGGACACCUCACGGGAUUCCGAAACGUCGCCAAACUACCGGGUAGCGGGACGGUUUGACCAGGAAGAAACGGACGUGGCUAACAUGCUCGUGUCUCUGAGCAGUUCCCGAUCGGCCACACCAUGCAAUUCCUUCUCAUCGCCAACGGGUCACGCUUCGUCACCGUUGGCCAGCACAACACAGUCCCCAGUGACGAUCGGUAACCGACAGAAUGUGUUCAUGCCGAUCGGUAGUCCGGCACCGUCCUCAUCGGAUCAUCAUGGUAAAUUUAAGACCAACACACCCAGCCCAAUUAUGUACGGCGGUGGUGGACACGGUAUGAAUUCCACCAGUGCUCUCGGUGGUCCCGGUGGACUAGCUGUUCAACAGCAACCCCCGCUGAUACGACCGGAGUUGCUGAGACCUGCACAACAACCUUCGCUUCAACAACAACAUCAGCAGCAGCAGCAGCAACAACAACAACAACCGAUCGUUUCCCUUCCUCCGACCGGUCAUGCAACCAGUGUGAUUCGGAUAUCGCCAGCAUCCUCCCAUAGUACGACGCAACACCCGGGCCUAUACUCAACCUUUCCCAGUCAACAACAGGUGAUUGUCGAUCCCGGACAGCUGAGUUCGCAACAGCAGCAGCAUUUACAAUCUCGAUUGCAAACCACGGCUGGCGGUCAGCUCAUUCAACCUCAGCAAACGAUCCAAAUCCAGCAAACUAUAGUUCAGCAACCACAUCCUGUUGCGAUAAUGCAACAGCAGCAACAACAAUUACAACAACAACAAUCAGUGACCGUGCCAAAAAACGGCAUUAGCACGGGUUCCAUCUUUCAAUGGCAUACAUUACUUCCGAUAAUCCAAGCUCCGGCCUCGAAAACGUUCGUCCACCACCACCACCAUCAGCCGCAGUCGGGUUACUCCCCGGCUCAGCAGUCCGGCGUUCCGCCGACGGCAACGAUGAUUGCAUCACCGACGGUCAAGAUCUGCACACCGCCACCGUCGGAACCGGCCGUCGACGAUGAUUGCGACGACGAUCAGGGAGAUGAUGAUGUUUUUGAAGCAGAGCCCGUGAAAACCAAUUGCAACAGUAACAACAAUCAAAUGGCCGGAAGAGACAACUUUCAGAGCACGGCUGGUGGAAACCAGCUGCUCCGUGGAAUGGACAUCGAAUCCAGUGCGGGUUCGUUCACCAAUCAGAACCUAGCCGGUACCCCGCAGGGUACCGGAGGCGGAGCAAACAACAACAACAACAACAGCAGCAAAGCGGACAACGACUCACUAGUCAAACGACGCACACAGUCCUGCAGUGCAGCGCUGCAGGCAGCCAACAACAGCGCUGGAGGACCGACAGCCAAGGAUCCCAAGAGUCCCCUGAACAAGAAGGAUGCGAAAAUUCGUCGUCCGAUGAACGCUUUCAUGAUCUUCUCGAGAAAGCAUCGCACCUUGGUGCACCAAAAACAUCCCAAUCAGGACAAUCGUACUGUAAGUAAAAUUCUCGGCGAGUGGUGGUACGCCUUGAAACCGGAGGAAAAAACAAAAUACCACGAACUGGCCAGCGAGGUGAAGGAGGCACACUUCAAAGCCCACCCCGAGUGGAAGUGGUGUUCGAAGGAUCGCCGUAAAUCGUCCUCCUCGACGAAGGAUGGUCGCGGUCGGAUGGAUUCGUUCGAUGGGAACGGUUCGUUCGAUGAGAAAAGUCCCACGACUCCGUCGGAACUUGGCGUGACGGGUUCAUCAGCAAGCCAACUGAACGACAUCAUUCCCACCACGAUUGCACCGUACAACAGCAGCAGCAGUGGCCAUGGUGAUGAGCCCAACGACGGUGGCGGUCGAACGGUCGGAGUAGACGGCACUGGACCGGAGAAGAUGGAUCAAGACGACGGAACGAUGUCCGAUGACGAUCAGCAGAUGGUGAUUGCUGAAGAUUCCGCACUGCAACCGAUCGCCGAAACGGUCGAAAUUGAUCUCAAAUGUGCGGAAAAGGUGAGCGAUUUUGAUGCAGACGAUGACACUGGCGCUGGCGAAUGCGAGAACUACGGCGGACGGAGUAAGGUUUCAGAUUCAAUGGUUUCAACAGGUUCCAAUCCGAACGAGGGCAACCAGACGGUUCCAACAGACUACUCGAAAACGGCGACUGCACCGAUUCCGGCUGGCUGUGGUAAUAGUAGUAGUAGUAGCUCGGCACCGACAACACCGUCGGAUCCGUUGACGUGUAAACCGAAGCCGAUCAAAGUAGCGCUAUUGCCUCCGCCUGUCUCACACCAAUCGGGUCUGGGCACCGGAGUCACUGUGCAUGGCGACUCGACUGCGAGUGGUCCACCGAAUAUGUUGCAUCAUGGUUUCCAUCAUCAAUCGCUAAGCUACUCGUACGGUAGCCCCAAGAACCCGGUCGGUGUGUCGCCGUUUCAACCCACAGGUGGUGCAUUCAAAACUAUGCCCCAGAGUCCGAAGACAAUUGCUAAACAGCAAGACCAAUACCAAACGGUUACGACCCCAACCACCAUUAAAACAGAGCCGACAGACAUUCUGUGCAAUAAUAAUAACAAUAACAACAUGAACAAAAUUUCUUCGAAUGGCGAUAUUUUCAACUUUUCGACCGCUUCGAUCAAAGAGCUUCAACAGCAGCAACAACAGCAGCAGCUCCAACAACAACAACAACAACAACAACAGAUGGUCUCAUCGGACAGUAAAUGUAAAUCGAUAAGUUUAAAUCCCAUUUGCUAUACUAUCAGCUCGAAUGUCAAUGGUAACACUUCUAACAACAAUGCUACCAAUAGCUGUACUACCAGUGCAAAUGCUAACAAUAGCAAUAACACUAUACUGAUGAGCAUGAAACAAGGUAAAAUACUAAUGGAUGUUAUCACCACCACCACCACCUCUAAUCGUACUACUACUACUAAUAAUAACAAUAAAAAUAAUAAUAAUAAUAGUAAUAUAAAUGAUCUCGCUCACCAUCCUCCAACAACAACUCAUCUAGAUGUUAACCAUCAUUCAACUCAUGAGCUUUCAUCAUCCAAAACACUCUGCAUCCAAACUAAUAGUGUCGAUAAUGAAAAUGCUACUGCUACUACUACAUGUGCUACUACUACUUCUACUACUACCACUGCUAAGUUUCCCACUAGUGCUACUACCAGUGUUGUUCAUGUUGUAAAUAACGAUAGCAAUAACAGUAAUAAUAUUAAUAAUAAUAAUAAUAACAUUAGUACCAGUAACGUCAUUGUUCAUCAUGCUAACACCACAACCACUACCACCACCACAGUCAAUAAUAAGCCAUUGAAUGUUGUGAAUGUUGUAACUGUAACAGCAAGUCCCGGCAGCAACGGACUGACCAGUACUAGUGUUAGCAAUACCACCAAUACCAGCAGUAGCGGUAACAGCACCGGCGGUGGUAGCAUGGUUUUCUUCAGUCCAAACAGUGCAAUUCUAAGGUCAACGAUUGGCCAAAAUCAGACGCAGCUUCAGCAAUCAACAACCAAGUCACUGAUAGGGAAAAUUAAGCUCGAAAAGGAUGACAGCUCACCGACGGUGUUGUAUGAAACAAUUCUGAUCGAAAGACGUGAACCACGAUCGGCACUGAUUGCCACUCCGAUUGCGACAGCCAAUUCCACAACAGCACAAUCCACCGGGACUGGCAUCAUCGUUCUAACGCCAGCUUCCCUGAACGAACUACUCCAAAGUAAUUCCAGCAUUCGGGAUGUCAGCAAUUGCAAGGACCAAAUGCAUCCUCCCAUCGCGAAGAAGCUACUGCUUGCUAGUAGCAACGGAACCGUUGCGGGACUUACGCCGACUCCACCAACUACCCCACUAAUCAAUAAUUUGUGUACCAAUCUCCUAACCACUACAGCAAAUUCUUCUUCUACUACCACUACUACUACUACUAGUACUACUACUACUACUACUAAUUCUAAUAACACAACUAACAGCAAAAACCACAACCUCAACCAUAUCAAGCAAUCGAUUAUAAUGCUAAAUCCAACAAAUUCAACAGUUGUGCCCUCGCCAUCGGCAUUAGGACUCCAGCAUAGUCAGCAACAGUAUUCCUCCGCAGCUGGAGGUGUUGGCGGAGGGACCGGAGCAACCGGUGAGAAUGGCGGCCCGGCUGCUAUUCUAACGCCGAACCAGUUGCUGGCAGCCGCGGCCGGUCGCCAGAAGUUCAUGCUGGCAGUGAAUGCCAACAAUUCGCAGUUUGCAUUCGUCCUACCCGAUAGCCAGCAAUACGCGCUUAACGACCGCUCGAAACUGUACGCCAAUGUGUCCGUCUCGUCAUCUACCUCUUCCUCAUACGUUGCUUCCUCUUCGACACCUUCUUACACCACCUCUUCCUCUGCUUCCUUAUCCUCUUCCAACGUGCCAGGACUAUCCGCUUCAACCGCUUACACACUAACCCCAUCCUCGAUGGUGCAGGGCCAGCAACUGAAGCCAACCAUAUCGUCAAGUACAACCACAACAACACUCCAGCCAGUACAAUAUUUGAUACAGGGAAAGAUACCGAAUCUUCUGAUCUCUGCCGCCACACAGGGCUACCAACAGCAGCAGCAGCAACAACCACCACAGCUAAUCACUAUCAAACAGGAACCGCCCGAAUCCCCUGGUGGUCGAAAUCUACCCGCAACACCAAAUUCCUGCUCGUCUGGUACCCAACUGCAAACAACGGAUUCCGGAGACCAGCAAAUACCGGUCCCUGCAGGAACACCGGACGAAACUGACGAGGAUUUUGAGGCUCCCGAGAGUAAAAAGUUUAUUCUGGCUCCUACUCCAGCACAGCUCGGGCGAGCACCGCUACAACGGCGUCAAAUGAGCACCAGCGGUACCCCGAACAAUGGCUCUGGGGGGCUGCAAUCGAACGUCGGCGGUCAUAAUCGUGACGACAGCAACAACGGACCAUCAUCACAAAUGCCAUCUGCACUGCCAACGCCCACGUCAGCCUCGAUCGACGAAUUCCAGAGUCCACAAAUCUCGCCAACAACCAAAACGAAGAAUUUCUUCAAGAAGGUCAAACCGGAUGAUAUGGAUAAUGUCCUUAGGCAGGUUGAUUUUGAAAAGAAAUUUAAAACGCUACCCCAGUUCAAACCAGAGGACUGCCAGUCACCCAGUGCAAUCUCAGUGCCAUCGUCUCCCCGGGUUUUUACCCAAAAUUAUCGUAAAAAGCAAUCGCAACAACAGCAACAACAACAACAGCAACAGCAGCAGCAGCAACAACAACAACAACUUAAUACACCUUUGGAAGACGAACACCACCACCACCAGUCUCAACAACAACAGCAGCAGCAGCAGCAACAGCAACAACAACAACAGGUCCAACAGCAUCAUCAGCCGCAUCCCCCGCCACCACUUACGUCGGAUAGCAGCGCACCGUUGUCUUCCACGGCAACACCUUCCAGCUCCUACAUCAUUGGCAAUCGAUUCUUCGGACCGGACUUCAACAUGGAACAGUACAAAGGUUUCUUCUCUGUCGUAGACAUGUCCGCAGAUAACGCGGACCGCUCGCCCCGGACACCGAAAACGCCGUCGGCUCGGUCAGUCAAUUCCGCCGAGGAGAAAGGGCACCGAAAAAUACUCGAGCAACGACGCAAUCUGGUGAUGCAGCUGUUCCAGGAACAAGGCAUGUUCCCAUCAUCUCAGGCGACCAACAACUUUCAGUUGGCCCACAGUGACAUCUUUCCGAACAAGCAAAGCUUACAGCUGAAGAUCCGCGAGGUUCGACAGAAAUUUAUGGCCCAACCUCCGGGUUUCACGCCGCAUUCGGCCGGGCCGAUGACGCCGACCGAUCUCGGAGUUGGUACUCCAUCCGAGCAAUCCCAGCAAUCACUUCAACAGCAACAGCAGCAGCAGCAGCAGCAACAACAACAACAGCAACAACAUCAUCACCAUCAUCAUCAACAACAACAGCAGCAGCAGCAACAACAGCAAGAAUAACCAGAACAUGAUUGUAGACCUGUCAUUACAUUUAACAAAAGCAGUUUGAAACCCGUCAAAACUUGGAAGCAUUAAUUUUUAGCAGAUCGUACACGACUUGCGCAUUUGCCGCGACUACAAUAGAUUAUUCUAUCAAAACUAAAUACACACGCACUAUUCAAUAGCCUAAAAGAUUAACUCAUAAUUAAACAAUAGCCUAUACUUUCACCUAACGUUAAAACAUAAGCAGGAAACCCAAUAGCCCUUUCAAUUACCGAAGCAAAUCGCGCGAACGCAAAGUCAUCAUCACUAGGCUCCGCUUCGUUAAGAAAAAAAAACAACUAGCAGAACCUCGACUGACUGAGACCCCCAUCAGUGCCGCCGCGCUAAAGUGCGAAUCAGACCGAGAUUAGUCACCGCUUCCCUAUCCACUAGCCGUGUCAACCUCGAAGCGUCCUCCUCAAAACAAACUCGUCUCUCUGACUAUUUGCUAUCGACUUAUAUAAAAAAAUAAACAACCUGCCCAGCGCAACGGCGUAAAUCAAAUUGGGAGCAGAAACCAGUCUCUUAAAUUAAAAAUUUUAGAGCUUAAAUAAGCGUCACGUGAAAUAAAAUUUAUUAGGAUCCAUUCCGCGACCACGCGAAACGGUAUCUAGUGAUCUUAGUUGGUAAGAUUCCGUAGAAAAGAAUAAUUAAAAAUAUACAGAACACGGGAGUGUUUUAGGUAAGAAGAUGAUAUAAUAUUAAAGCAAAUUUUGUAAAUACUAUUGCCAAGUUGUCUUUAAAAGAGAUAGAAAUAACAUUAGUAGAAAGUACAAGAAUUUAUAAUCAAAUUUUACGGUGUGUUGUAUAACAGACACAAACAAACAAACAAACACACACACAGAGAGAAACAUACGAACGUGAACAUUAUCAAGUGUCGUUUCACAUCUCACAACAUAGGAUCAUUACCGGUUUUCUUACGAGGAAAGCUACUCCACCCCGAUGCUAACUCUCAUCAAGUGUUCAGCUUGUUCCUGGUUCGAUGUCUACUAGAAUCAUUCUCUCUACUUUCCCAACCCACCUCAUACCUCAGACAACCAACUUUUUCCAACUUUCAUCAACCGUGUGCAUCGUGCAAACCACGUUUUAUCCAUUAACCUAGUAAGGUAUCUGAACACACACUUUUAAAACCAAACGAAAACCUUCGACCAUUCCCCAGCAACAUUUCAAAAACAUUGAGGAAUAACAUAUAAAUAGCCAGAGAAAAAUCAACUUUGCAUAGCACAUUUUAGAGGAUCUACAGGCGAAUCGCACCCUGAAUCACGACAAGAAAAAAAAACAACAACAAAAUGUACUCGACAGAAAAAGGCCCCAUUGGUAUUUACGAUUUGCCUAGCAACGCUUGACUAAAAAAGAAGAAACAAACAGCAAGCGGCUGGAAGGAGACGAAAAUUGAUCGGGACUAGACCGAACGAGAAAUCGGCGACUGCGCCGGUAACACAUUACCUAAGCAAAAUAUUAUAGUAAACAUGCCAAUGCCCCGUUUGUUUCUAUGAAUGUUGUCUUUGAGGAUGUAGUUGAGCUAAUAUUUAUAAAUUAAUGGAAGCCCAGUUUGAAUAUAAAAAUAACAAACCAACCAAUAAGACUAUAAACUAGUCUAAUAACUGAAGGAACAGCUAAACAAUUAAUUUGUAGACAGAACCAUUUGGAUAGAAGGGUACAAACCGUAAGCGAGCCCGAAAUGUCAAAAAAACAGACAAGAAAUAAUUACAGUUGUAUGAAAGUUUGUGAUAUGCAAACACCUACACACACACGUUUGAAAAUGAAGAAGAAGAAGAAGAAGAAGAAGAAAAACACAUUGUAAAAAUUAUAUUGGACAUUUGAAAUAUAAAUGCAAAAGUGAAAAAAAAUGAAACAAGAAAAGUAAAGGCAUUGAAGUUGAAACAUUGAACAAAA